UCGCCAUUUUUAUUUUACACUUCGCAUUCACAUUCACGUUCUUCUCUUUUUUCAGAUUCCAUUCAAUUCAAUUAUUCUUCCUGUGGAACCUUCUUCUCUUCCCAUUCAAUUCACCCAGGCCCACACACUUUCUUUCUUCCACUCCUGCGCCUUAGAUAUUUGUACUUCUCAUUUAUGAUUUUGCAUCCGCUUCAAACUUCGCCUCUCCAAACCAACAACUCUCCAUGCGCAUUCUCACAAUUAACAAUGACCGAGUUCCGCGUGUUUCAAAAACAGACCCACGCACACGAGGAUCACCGAGAUUAUCGCUACGCCGGAACUCGACACAAACGAUCUAAGAGUGCUUCUGAAAGGAAUCUGAAGAACGAAAGAGGUGGAGCCUUGCAUCCAGUUGAGAAGGACCGCAAGGAAUCCUUUGUUUCGCCACCUUCAGUGAGUGCUUCUAGGUUACGGAGUCCUUCGCAUGACAAUCUCUCUUCUGUAAACAAUAAUACAUUUUCAAAUCAUAGAGCAAACUUAGAAAAAGAUGUUGAGCAACUACAGUUACGCCUACAACAGGAGAGGUCUAUGCGCAUUCUGCUUGAGAGGGCGAUGGGUCGAGCCUCGAGCACUCUAUCUCCUGGACACAGGCACUUUACUGCCCAGACAAAAGACUUGAUUGCUGAAAUUGAGUUACUUGAAGAAGAGGUUACAAGCCGCGAGCAGCAAGUACUUUCUCUUUACAGAAAUAUUUUUGAACAGUGUGUUAGUCGGCCACCUUCUGAACAAAGUUCUGCUGUUGCUUCACCUGCUCAUAUAAGGCAAGGAUCUAGGAAGCAUCCGAGUAUAAUUUCAAGCGCAUUCUGUUCAUCAAAAAAAUUCCCUCUACGACCACUCCAAGCUCUAGUUUCCAGCAACGACUUGAGGAAUAGAAUCUUUGGAUCUAAUCACACUCCUUUUUCACGUGGUAAAGACAACAAUUAUUUUAAAAAGACUAGUUCUGAUUCCACCAAGGCACAGGAAAAGUUUUCUUCAAUUGAGAAAAGUCCAAUUUUGCGUACUUUGAAAGACCACCUGUAUCAGUGUCCAAUCAAGCUUUCUGAGGAAAUGGUGAGAUGCAUGGCCACUGUAUAUUGCUGGCUUCGUAGUGCAACUUCUGUAAAUGCUGAAAAUGGUAGAUCACCAUUAUUGUCAAGGUCAUCAACUAAUGCUAUACAGCCUCGACAUGGUAUUGGAGACGAUCGUGACUGGUCUUGCAAAUCAUCAGUUGAAAUUUCAUGGAUAUCUACUCACAAACGUCAUUCUUCUCACGCUUCUUAUGCCAUCAGCAAUUACAGAGUUCUAGUUGAACAACUAGAAAAAGUCAAAGUCAGUCAACUGGAUGGCGAUGCACAAAUUGCGUUCUGGAUCAAUGUGCAUAAUGCUCUUGUUAUGCAUGCAUAUUUAGCAUACGGAAUUCCCCAGGGCUCUCUCAGGAGGCUAGCCUUGUUUCACAAGGCUGCUUACAACAUUGGCGGUCAUAUCGUAAGUGCAAAUGCCAUAGAACAAAUGAUAUUUUGCUUCCGGACGCCUAGGAUUGGACGGUGGCUUGAAAGCAUUGUGUCUGCUGCCUUGAGGAAGAAAAGUGGUGAAGAAAGACAACUUCUCAGUUCCAAAGUGUGUCUUACUAAAUCCCAACCCCUUGUCUGCUUUGCCCUUUGUACUGGCGCCUUGUCAGAUCCUGUGUUAAAGGUUUAUUCAGCAACAAAUAUAAGUGAAGAACUAAAUAUUGCCAAGAGGGAGUUUCUCCAAGCAAAUGUAAUUGUGAAAAGGUCAAGAAAAGUAUUUCUGCCAAAAUUGUUGGAAAGGUUUUCUAGAGAAGCAUCAAUAAGCAUAGAUGAUCUGUUUGGAUGGGUCAUGGAGAGUGUUGACAAGAAGCUGCGUGAUUCAAUGCAGAAGUGCCUUGAUCCUAAAUCCAUCAAAAAGCCAUCUCAGAUCAUAGAAUGGUUACCUUUUAGUUCAAGGUUUCGGUACGUGUUCUCCAAGGAUGUCAUAGACAAGCCUUGGUGGGUAUGACAUCUAACUGCUUGUUAAAGAUUACUGUAUGAUUAGUGGAGCCUAAUUGGUUUGAGAAAGUGAGAAAUUUCAUUUUAGGUGCUUCAAAUUUCGUGCACACUGUAACACGAUGCCACAAAUGCUUGCCUUAGAUACCGUAUUCUUACAAAAUAUUGUAAAUUCUGAUAGAAUUACUCGAAUACUCUCUAACAAGUGUAUAACUUCUAAACAUUAAUCAUAGUAAUUGUUUUAAACAAAGUUUACAAUGAUUAUGUUGUAUCA
Vigna angularis (adzuki bean) is the source of this 2295-nucleotide messenger RNA. RefSeq lists its product as uncharacterized. The coding region runs from base 175 to 2034 and encodes 619 amino acids. The record is from RefSeq and is a predicted model, not a curated record. The transcript has 11 exons. NCBI's taxonomy places the organism in Eukaryota, Viridiplantae, Streptophyta, Magnoliopsida, Fabales, Fabaceae.